Molecule: messenger RNA, 459 nt
Organism: Closterium sp. Naga37s-1
Lineage: Eukaryota; Viridiplantae; Streptophyta; Zygnematophyceae; Desmidiales; Closteriaceae
Source: the annotation of a GenBank genome assembly
AUGCCACCAGGGCAGCAGGGCGCGAGCUGGCGCUGGGCAGCAGGGUGCGCACGGGCGCUGGGCAGUGGGGCGCGCGGGCGCUGGGCACCAGGGUGCGCGCGGGCACUGGGCAGUGGGGCGCGUGCUGGUGCUGGGCAGCAGGGCGCGCGCGGGCACAGGACAGUGGGGCGUGCGCGGUCGCUGGGCAGCGGGGCAUGUGCUGGCAUUGGGCAGCGGGACACGCGUGGCCGCCGAGCAGCAGGGCGCGCAUUGGCUCUGGGCAGCGGGGCACGCACAGGCAUAGGGCAAUGGGGUACGCGCGGGCGUAGGGCAGUGGGGCGCGCGCAGGCGCUGGGCAGCGGGGCGCGUGCUGUCGCUGGGCAGCGGGACACGCGCGGACAUAGGGUAGCGGGGCGCGCGCUGGCGCUGGGCAGCGGGGCGCGCGCGGGCGCUGGGCAGCGAGGUGCGUGCUGGCGCUAG